AUGGGCCAAAGCUUCCGGCCGGGAGGAACUGGAUGCGGCCAAAGGCGCCGUGCGCCUGGUGGCGCUGGCGCUGGAGCUGCUGCACCUCGCGGUGGUGGCCUCGCUGCUGCUGGGGGAGGCGGCCUUGGAUGGCCUCGUUUUCCGAGACCUCGGGGCCUGGGACUUCCUGGCGGUGACGUGCCUCGCCUCCGUGCCGGUGCUGUCGUCUCUCGCGGCGGCCUGGCUCUGCUGCGAGGACAUCAACCGCGGCUUCCUGGUGCCUUUUGUGUCCUUCGCCGCCUUCGGGGGCUUCACUGUCGUGUUCCUAGCGCUGGUAGCGGCCAUCAGCCAGCCUUCCCUUCACGCCCUGGGUUGGCCCCUGGAGCUCGCGGUGGCGCUGAGCCGCUGCUCCGUCGCCCACGCUGCCUCGCUGGCCGCGCGGCCCGGCGCCGGCUCCGGCGGCGGCGGCUCCGCCGCCGCCGCGGGAGAGGAGCGCAGCGAGCGGACGGCGGUGGGGGCGAGGCCCCCGCGACCGCGGAGGAAGAGGCAGGAGGAGUCCGUGGUGCCGGUGGUGCCCGAGAAAGCCCAGAAUGGCGGCAGCUACUGCUAGAGCAGCUGCUCCAAGAGGGGCUGCCACAGGAGGUUUGCGACCGACUGGAGGUGGACUUCUCCGACAGCGCUCCGGGCCUCCUGGCGGAGCUCCGGGGUGACGAUGCAGCGUUGGAAGCGGUGCAGGUGCCGGUGGUGCUGAUUCACCAGGGCGUCCAAUCCGAAUCCGUGGAUGCCACGCAUCGCGAUGCUGCGCGCUGCGACCGCGCCGUGGUUUCCGCGUCCGUCGUCUCGGCGAUGGCGCAGCUGCGGCGCGAGUGGCGGGAGCAGUGGGCUGGGCACGUGGAGGAGCUGUCGCAAAGCUGCAACCAGAGCUUCCAGCAGCACGAGGAGCGGCUGAGGUUCCUGGACCGACAGGGCGCGGAGCUGCGGCAGAACCUGAAGGCGCUGGACGCCAAGGUGCGGCUGCAAAUAGCUCAGCACAUGGCCAAGGACCCCUCGGAGGUCACGGCCUCUGCGGAGGCGGCGGCGGCUUCGGUGGCGAAGCGCCUGGCGGAGGCGGCGCGGCGGGAUCUGGAGCCGGCGGUGCGGGGCGUGGAGAAAGACGUGGGGAAGCUGCGGCACCAGGUGAGCCAGGUGAACCGGGAUUUGGACAGCCUGAGCCGCGCGGCGGCGGUGGCCCGUACCGGGGCCAUGGACGCGUCGGCGCGGACGCUGCGGAGCUACCUGGUGGAGGCCUUGGUGAAACCGCCUUUAGAGGAGGCUCAGGAGUUGGCGCUGAGGCUGCUCAGCCAGGCCCUGGACGCCGCAGCUCUGCUCUCGGCCCACGCCCUGGCCCCCUCGACGACGCUGACAGCUCCGCCUGCGGAGCUCUUCGCCAAGUACGAGACGGCCGCGGAGACGCGGCGCCUGGUGGCCCAGCUCCUGGCGGACCGCGUCGGCGACUCCUCACGGGACCGCCCGGCCGCGGACGCGGCGCUGGCGCUGACGCAGAGCGCCCCGUGGGCGCCGACAGCGGCGCCGAAAGCCGCGGCGAAAGCGGUGCUGCCGCCGGCGCCGCGGGAGGAGAGAGAGAUCGGGGUCACCCUGGCAGAGCGGUGGCAUCUGUCUAAGCUAGUGUCGCUUGCCAAGGAUGCCCUUGCCGCCGAACCGCAAAGCGUCGGCGGCGGGGGGCAUCCGGUGGCAAUGUCGAUGCACAUCAUGCCCAACAACGCGGCGGGCCCGGUCACUGACAUCCUAGGAGCUGCCACAGAGGGGGAAGGCACAAGUCAACAGGACUCCGACGAGGGUUCCUCGGCCACCUCCUCAGAAGGGGAAGCCGACGCAGGCUCAGUCACCAGCGAGGAGCGAUCCAAGGACGGAAACCGCCGCCGGAGCAGCAGAGAGAGUGAGAUCUGGAAGCCGGCCAUGCCCCGAAAGCACAUCCCCCAUGCGCUGGGCAUCAAGCGCAAGGUGGAAGAUCUGCCGGACAUCAACACCCUCUACGAGCCGCGGGAGCUCGCCCAGCUCUUUAAGUGCAUGGACGCCUACGUGCAUCUGGUUCUUCCCCCGGGCCACACGCACGCGCACACGCCGGACAUGUUCCUCGCCGCGAUGCUGGCCAGCCUGAACGCGCCCUCCCCUGGGCGCCCGAUGACUCCCAGCAACGAUGUGGGAGGUGCCGGCGCGGGCUACCUGCGGGACAAAGAGGGCCCGCUAGUCCUGCGGCCGAUCUUCUGCAGGUUCCUGCUCGCCUCAAAGCUCUGCGGCAGCAGAGACUCGCCGCACCGCUACCAAGACUGCGUGGCGGCCUUCGAUGCCCACGCGAGCCGCUACGAGGCCUUCUUUGGGAUGCCGCGGAACCUGCUGCUGCGGGUGCUCUCAGGCAUCGUGCUGCCGCCGGGCUGCGAGGCCUCGCUGAUGGCCUCCGCCUUCGACGUGAAGCGCCAGCUGCCGCAGCAGGUGCGGCGGUUCUUAGACCACCACCUCCGCGCCGCCACGGGCCACUGCGAGGCGCGGCAGAAGGCUCUGGACGACAGCAUCGCGCGGCUGCCGUGGGUGGAGUCGCUGGUGUGGGUGGACCCAGCAACUCUACCCAAGGUGGAUGAGGAAGGGGAGGAGAAGGAAGAGAAGGAAAAAGACAAGGAGGCUUCUCCACCCAGACGGAGGGGGAGGCUAGAGAGGCAGGACAGCACCAGAUUCGGGCAAGACGAGCUUGGCAAGGCGCCGGAGGCGACGUUGCGGUUGCCGCCGGGGCUGUGGCCGCCGUUGCCCCCAAGGUACGUGAUCUCCGAGAGGGGCCUCCAGCAGUGGAAGGAUGGCAUCCGCCAAUGGGAGGAGGAGGUGAACCAGCAGAGUGCCUCGACUCUGCGUGCCCUGUACGAGAACACGGCCCGCGUGGUGCUCGGGGAGCUGCUCAGCAGCCAGCUGCUGGAGCCGGAGGUCUUGCACUUUACGAGUCGCUUCCUGCCCCUCUUCACCCGGAUCUUCGACGAGUACGCGGAUGAGCACUCCGCGGAUUUGUACCCGGAAGCUGGCUCCAACUCGGACACGGGUGACGAGGGAGAGUCAAGAGGCGAGUCCUCGAGAGGUUUCAACCUCCGCAGCCCAAAGGGCCAUGGCCCAAUGCUGAUGCCGGGGGAAGAGAAGACGCUGAAGCCGCGGGAGGGGCCGCCGGACCUCAUGUCCUUCAACGCCUUCUUCUCCUUCUGCGCCGAGUUCGAGCUCUUCCCAGGGCAUGCGUCGUUUGACGAGCUCAAGCAGAUCUAUGACUCUGCAGAGACUGCUCAGGAGCUGACGCUUGACGCCCCCGAGGUGCCCCGGCGCCGCACCACCGCCUCCGCCUCGGCGGCCCUGGCCUCCCAACUGCCGCAGGUGGACAUCGAGUUCCUGAACAAGCCCCUCUGGGAGAUGUCGGACAUGGAGCUGCUGAUCACCUUCUUCUUCGCGGCCCUGGAGCAAUGGCGCGGACCUGGGGAAAUGGUGUCGCUACAUUUGCUGAGCGGUGAGGCGGCCGUGGUGGGCGGCCUCGCCGACAGCGCGCGGGUCUGGGAGCUGCAGACGCGCGCGGAGCGUCUUCUGCGGCGGAGGCUGAAAGGCCUGGCGCUGAAGGGCAGGCUGCUGGAGGCCAACAGCUCCCUGCAGGAGGCGGGCGUGUUUCAUGGUUCCGAGCUGUCUGCCUUCGUGGAGGGUCCGCAGAUGCAGCGUACCAGUGGCGCCUUCGCGCUUCUGCGCGCGGAUGGCGGAGUAGUGACCUGGGGCCGCGCGUGUCCGCGCGAUGGUCUUGGACAUCGUGGCGUGGUGGCGCAGGUCCAGGCAACGCCUCUGGGUGCCUUCGCGGCCAUCCACCGGGCGGGCGGCGUGAGCACCUGGGGCACCGGCGGGGGGGCCGACUGCAGCCAGGUGCGCGCGCAGCUGCGAGACGUGCGAAGGCUAGAGAGCCGGUUCCUGCGCUUGGCGGACCUGGUGGCCCAGCGCAUGCCCUGGAGCCUGGAGGAGCUCGAGGAAGGCGGCAACUCGGCGCCGCAGAGGUUCCCAGAGAAGAGGGCCCGGCGCAGCGCCAUUGCGCCCAAGGAGGACACUUCUGUGCCCCCCUCCCCGAUGUCGGUGCCGGAAAGGAGGCGGCUGCUGGUGCGGCAAGAGACGCAUACGGAGCUGAAAGUGAAGGAGGAGAAGAAGAAGGAGGGGCGCCUGGAGGAAAAGAAGGAAAGGAAGGAGAAGGGCCUUACCGUGACGGUGAAGGAGGAGCGGAAUCCCACCGUCCAGUUGCCCCCCUGGCUGACGCUGAGCGCCAGCGAGCUACUAGAGAUCGCCUCCCCGCCGGGGCAGGCGCCGCUGCUCAGCACGAAGGAGCUUCAGCAAUGCUUCCGAAUGUUGCUCAAAGACAGCCGCCCGAAUCCUGAGAUCGCGGUCUACCAGCUGGACAAGGUGCUCUCAAAGGCCAAAGCUGCCUAUGAUCAUGCAUCUGUGGGGGACUGCUUCAUGCUGAAGCCGGACUCAGUGCUGUCGGCCUCGGAGCGGGUCACGCGGCAGUUUCUGCAGGCGCUGGACGAGCGGCUCUCGGAGCGUGCGGCCAGGGGCGGCAGCUACAAGAUCGAGGGCAUCUUCGGGGAUGCCGCGGAGGUGACCCCCUCCAUGUUCAUCCGGAAAGCUAUCUCCAUCGCUCUGAGCCCUGACAUGAUUCCGGCAGAGAAGGACUUGGCGAUGAAUUUGGCGCAGAUUGGAGGGGCGCCCAACGGCAACAUGAGCAGGCCGAUGGCCUUCCGCGUGCUGGCGCUGGCACGCGAGUACAAGCGCCGGCAGAGGGUGCAGAACAUGAAGGCGCGGUCUGCGCUCCUGGCGCAGCAGUCCCUGAGGAGCGCUUGGUGCCCGGAGGGGAGCCGCCCCAGCUCCCGGCGAGGGCCGCUCCACCCGCCGCAGCUUCGGAAAGCCUUCCGGGUCGCCGCCUUCGUGGAGUGCCUGGUGAAGCUGGCGCUGCACCGGGCUGUUGGAGCUGCAACGUGGGGCGCCCACCUGGUGGAAGUGCACCUGGCUGCUGAACUUCCUGGGGAUCCGCUUCAUCGACGCUUGCCGACUUGA
Messenger RNA from Effrenium voratum, 5085 nucleotides. Lineage: Eukaryota; Dinophyceae; Suessiales; Symbiodiniaceae. The record is from the annotation of a GenBank genome assembly.